CCCAACAGGACAUUGCUUUCCGUGAGGCAAUUUCCCAAUUCCAAGCUCACAGCUGUCAAGAGGUCUUCUGCAGAGCUGAUGAAGGAGAUUGCCACUCUCGAGGUUGAAAUAAUGCACUUGGAACGGUAUCUUCUUUCACUGUACCGGACAGCUUUGGAACAGCAUUUCCCUAACACAUUGGAGAACUAUGGAACCCAAUUACAUUGUAAGAUGGGAUCGCCUCUACAAACUACAACUACUCAUCUAUGUUACAAGAUGGAAUCUAACAUGUGGAAAGGUGGCACUGACCAUUAUAAUCGAAUUUUCCCUGCACAAGGUUUGACUUGUUCAGAUGAUCAGAGUGAUGCUGCUUCUACGAAAUCAUCAUCUAGAAGGGAUACGGAAAAUGCUGAUCCUGGCCAUUGUAGCCUCGCAGAUCACCUUGGCGCUUCUUGCUUUGAUGAUGCUCUUAAAAGUCCUGACAGACUCUCUGAAGACAUCUUCAGAUGCAUGUCUUCCAUUUACUGCAAACUUGCCAACCCCACUCUGACUCGUACAGGGUUUUCAGUUUCUUCUUCUUCAUCCUUGUCUUCCUCAUGUACAUUGUCUCCCCAAAAUCGUUCUGAUAUCUGGAGUCCUCGUUGCAAUGAGGAAGCUACAGGCCAUUGUCAAUUUCAAGGAUUGAAAGAGAGUGGACCAUAUGCUGCAAUUGUAGAGGUUCUAAAGAUAUGCUUAGAUGAUGAUAGUUUCAAUUAUGCUGCUAGAAUGCUACAAAGUUGCAGGAUAUUGGUCAAAAGUCUGGAGAAAAUUGACCCAAGGAAGAUGAAGCGUGAAGAGAAGCUUGCGUUCUGGAUCAACAUUCACAAUGCCUUGGUGAUGCAUGCAUAUCUAGCAUAUGGAACUCACAAUUAUGUCAGGAGAACCUCCAUACUGAAGGCAGCUUAUAAUGUGGGUGGACAUUGCAUAAAUGCUUAUGUCAUACAAAGCUGCAUUUUGGAAAUCCGACCACACUAUCCAGCCCCGAUCAGCUCCAGCUCUUGCAAUAGGGCUUGCCAGGUAACCCAGUUCCAGGAACCAAGAGGUGACUCCACGAAUGACCAAAUCAGUGGGGUCACGUAGGCUUUCUGUGGACAGGCUGAAGCAUCCUUACAGGUAGGUUGCAUGCUCAAAGUGAUAAGUGGCAUUGCCGCUUGCUAGGACUGUGCUGCAGCAUGCUGUCAAAUAACUACCAAGCUUGUGCCGAGCUUCUCACUUGUGCUCAUAACACAGCAUUAGAAUCCAGGCCUUAUGAUGUCUGGUGACCUUUUAGAGAUUUAGGAAGUAUAUGAGAAUUACGUUCUCAGUUGA
Messenger RNA from Ilex paraguariensis (yerba mate), 1326 nucleotides. The record is from the annotation of a GenBank genome assembly. Lineage: Eukaryota; Viridiplantae; Streptophyta; Magnoliopsida; Aquifoliales; Aquifoliaceae.